AUGGCCGCCGUUCCUCGGGACCUGCGAGACGCGGACGGCGUGCGGAGGAGAGAGUCAUCACCUCGGCCGGAUCGGCGACGCCGGCCAAGGCUGCUGAGAGCCAGCGCGACGGAGCCUACCAUCACGACGACCUCAAAUGCCAGUCGCGGCGCGAUUUCGAGCCCACAAUCGUCGCAAAGGGCCACCGAGCUCCUCAGCCGCGUGGCCGUAUGCUCGGGCCAUCCUCCCGAGUACUCGCCAACGUCGGGGGCCGCCCCUCAUAUAGCGUCGUCGCCCAAUGCCGAAGACAUGACAAUUCCGACAACGAAUCGAGUCCAGGGCCACCGAGAGCAUCUGUCUUACUCGAACGGCUAUUUCAGCUUUCCUAACUUUGAUGCUUGGGAUGGAGAACGACGCAGUGAUGAGAAAGAAGGGGACGUAUGA
This is a messenger RNA of Colletotrichum orchidophilum, 423 nucleotides long. RefSeq lists its product as uncharacterized. The transcript has 2 exons. The coding region runs from base 1 to 423 and encodes 140 amino acids. The record is from RefSeq and is a predicted model, not a curated record. NCBI's taxonomy places the organism in Eukaryota, Fungi, Ascomycota, Sordariomycetes, Glomerellales, Glomerellaceae.